UCGUCCUUGGCCUGUCCAUGGCACGCCGGUGUCAGCUGCAUUCACAGGGCUCCAGUGCCGCCUGACCCCUCGGUGGCCGCCCUCCAUGGGCUCCACGAGGCUGGGAGGCCAACCUGCUAGCAGGGUGGGUGUGGUGUGUGGUUUCACUCUGUCUCACGGGGCUCCUCCGAGCUCCAUUCACACCAAAAGGGAGCAGGAGCCAGAGGACAAGUGGGUCCAGCCACUCGGACUCCGGGAGAAUAUGGGCAUCGCCUCUUUCCUUGCAGGACACUCCCUUCUGUUGGUGAAUGGGAACUCCCCUCCUCCUGCGGCUGCCGGCCUGCAGCAGCCCUGCUAGGACAGCCUGACGCUGCAGAAGCUUACACUGCCCCAGGAAGAAGGCGUCCCAGAUCCAAAGCAAAGAGUCUCGGAAGCACCACGACCAGCAGCUGCUGAGCCAUGGCCGAAGGGGAAAUCACAACCUUCACAGCCCUGACCGAGAAGUUCAACCUGCCCCCGGGGAAUUACAAGAAGCCCAAACUCCUCUACUGCAGCAACGGGGGCCACUUCUUGAGGAUCCUUCCGGAUGGCACUGUGGAUGGAACGAGGGACAGGAGCGACCAGCACAUUCAGCUGCAGCUCAGCGCGGAAAGCGUGGGGGAGGUGUAUAUAAAGAGUACCGAGACCGGCCAGUACUUGGCCAUGGACACCGACGGGCUUUUGUACGGCUCACAGACACCAAAUGAGGAGUGUCUGUUCCUGGAAAGGCUGGAAGAGAAUCAUUACAAUACCUACGUGUCCAAGAAGCAUGCGGAGAAGAAUUGGUUUGUCGGCCUCAAGAAGAAUGGAAGCUGCAAACGCGGUCCUCGGACUCACUAUGGCCAGAAAGCAAUCUUGUUUCUCCCCCUGCCAGUUUCCUCUGAUUAAAGAAGUCUAUUCUGGGUGUUGACCACCCCAGAGGAGCCUCGAGGGGUUCUCACCUGGUUGACCUGGAAAUGCUCCCUUGACCAUUGGCUGCGCUAACCCCCAGCCCACAGAGCCUGAAUUCGUAAGCGACGUGCUUCUCAAUGCCCAGUCACUUUUCUGCAGAGCCCUUUACCCCAGCACAGUUUGGAACAGAGGGGACCAAAUUGCUUCUAGGGGCCAAAUGGUUGGCCAGUCUGGGUCUGGGUCUGGAUGUCCAUUUGCCUCUGGGCACCUGCUGCAGGCUGAGCCCCUCAAUGCAAAGGUAGGGGCAAAAGAAGUGUGUGAAGGGGUCUGCCGGGUGAGUCAUUAGUAACUGCACACCACCUCCUUCUACUGAGUAAGCCCGUCUGCGACUCCCCCAAACACCUGGCAUGACUCCCUUUUGUCUUUUCAGUACCCCAAAGAUGCCAGCCAAGAAGCUUCGAGCUAGGUUAGAGGAAAGCAGUACUGUGUGAGCAGACACAGGGACAGAGAACCUCUGUCCCUCUCCACCCUGAGAACAGAAGUUUAAAGUAGAAAGGGAGACUGGAUCUUGGUGGACAACUUAGAAGGAGGGGGUUGCAAGGCAGAAUAAAUGAAGGAGGGGAGGCUCAGCCACGGGAAGGGAAGCCUGUAGCCUUGGGAGUGUAGCCUUGGGAGUGUAGCCCAGAGCCUUGGGAGUCUUACCAUCUCCUUGACCUUCCCACGGUUCUUCAGCAGCGGAAGCCCUGAAUGGCGUCAGGUGGAGAGCAUGAGAUGUGGUUUCAUGAUCAAAGCGAGGAUGCCAGGUGCGGGGAGAUCCCUUUGGGUCUGGGGACUGCAUGUGGGAAUGAUAAGCAAGAAAGGGAAACAUCCGCUAAACGGCUGUAAUCCCCUAAAGGGGUUGAUUUUAGAAGAGAGAAGGAGAGAGAAAGUGAUGCUGAGAGUCGGGCUUGGCCAUGCUGAGCAGAGGCUUCUGGGUCCUAUUGCAGCGCUUCUCCAGUGCUGCUGUGCUUACAAGGCUUCUGGGGACCUGGUUGGAUUUAGAUUCUGCUUCCAUAGGUCCCGGGUGGAUAACGUCUACAGUUCCAACAGGCUCUGCAGUGCUGAAGAUGCUGCUGCCUCCCCACCGUACUUUAAGGAGCCCAGUCCUGGUCCUGAAGAGUGCUCUUCUAAUGAAGGUGGCCCAGAUUCCCGACCCUCUGCUCACCCAGGCUCGCCCUCAAAAACGCACACCCAUGAGUACACCUGAGCAUUCAGGCAGCAUCUGCAAUAUGUGUACCAGUGCUAGGGAGCAUGGUUUGAAGGCGCUUUGGCCCAAUGCCUAUAAAACACCCAUUUAGAAGACAUACAAAAGGGUACUUCAAAAAUGUUAAACCCUCACAAACAGCUUUUCCCAAGAGACCAUUUGGUGUUACCAUUACUUGUAUAAAUAUGCUUCCUGCUUAAAGUAAACUUGACCCAAGUGGCUAGCAAAUUAGAAACACCAUUCAUCUCUGACAUACAAUACUGAUGCCAUGGAAAGGCCUUGAAUAAGCCAUUUAAAUUUACUGUGAGAAUGUAUGUUCUAAUCACAUUUUAAAAUACAUAGCUCAAAAGCAGUUAAACUAAUUAGUAUUCAGCCACUGAGAAUGAUAAUAAUAGGAUACAACAUGCAAGCUACUCAAUUAUCUAAUACUUAUACUACAUUUACCUAUAAAAUGAUACUUUUCUUUGUUUUCCACUGUGCUGUUGCAAAUUUUCUUUUGAAAAUGAGGACUUUUAAGCAAUGAUAUAAUUGUGCAUAAAAAAUAAUGAAAGUGUGAGCUCACGUUUUAUAAGAAGUUGAAGUAAUUGUUCAUUGAAAACCAUUCUUUAGUAACUGAACUGUCAUGUUUAGAAUUGAAGGACAAUGGCAACAUGCGAAAGUUUAAAGCAAUAGUGCAAUUGAAGAACUGAGCUAAAUAAGUUGACAAUAUGGAUAAUCAUAGUAUUCUAGAUUUGUACAGCAAAAUGAUUUCAUAACUUUUUUGUUUCUGUAACUUGGAUAAGAUGAAUCCAUUUUGUUUUAGUAAAUCUUUGCAGGCAAGUUAGAGAUAAUGCAGUGUGGCUUAACAUCUCUUUAGUGUGAAGAUUUGACCAGAAAAUGGUACCCAGAGAGGAAAUCUAAGUAUUUAUAAUGGUCCAUAAUUUUUAUCAUAUGAAUCAAAUUCAGCAUAACAUUGGCCAAGUAAAAUUAAAUACCAUUUUUCGUAGAUGAGAAGUCUGAUUGCAGAGAAUUACAGUAGACGCACUAAUGUGAUUUCGGCAGCCUCGGCCCAGUCCACAUUCGUGUGUUCGUUCAAUGAAUAUUAAGUACCUACUGUGUGCCAGGCACCGUACUGGGUCCUGGGAUCCCUGGAAACCUUGUCAUUUGGUUUGCUGCUGUAUCCUCUCACAGGGCAUUAUAUUUAUGAUGAAAGAUGGUGUGAAUUCAUUUCUUUCAGUCAGGUAUACACACAGACUUUGUAGAUUCCUGCUGAGUAAACAGCAAGCCCCAGACACCCAGAUUUUGGAAGAAGUAGGAACCCCCAGCAUAAGCUGAGCCCCCAUCAAAGUGUCAGAGGAUGUGGCAAGGUAAAUGUAACACUUCCAACGUCAGAAACAGGCCUGCUUCGGGGGGCUGCUUUCAAAUCAGGAAAAGAGCCUGUCAGGUCUUGUAAGAAGGGAGUGGUUGGUCGUUCCCUGCUGUUUUGAACACGCUCUAGUUCCUUAACAGGGGGCCCUUCCCAUUGCUCUGUCUUCCCUGAGUAAGUCCUGUAGCCACCUGCCUGUCACGUGCCUCUCAUGCGACCCAUUUUCAGGCCCACUCUGCGCAGCGCAUCAGAAGCUUGUGUGCUUCUGGUUGUGUGCAUUGGUGGCGGAGGUGAGGCCUCGGGAGACAGGAUGAUUCGAGUCCCUGUGGUCCAACAGUGUGCCCUACAAGAAACUGACUUGAGCAUCAGCCAUUAAUGAAGAACUAGGAUACUGCUUUGUGUCGGAGGCAAAGGAUCCCAAGUCCCCAGGUCCUCCGCUUUGUAGAGCAUCUGCCUACAACCAAGCUUACAGAGACCUCCGAGGAAGAUGCCUGCCAUUAUACAUCAUUGUCUUUUCUUGUAGCCUAGCCUGCACCUUACAAAUACUAAUAAAAGUUCCAUGAAGAGGUGA
Carlito syrichta (Philippine tarsier) is the source of this 4068-nucleotide messenger RNA. RefSeq names its product fibroblast growth factor 1 (gene FGF1). The coding region runs from base 439 to 906 and encodes 155 amino acids. Gene Ontology annotation, biological process: regulation of cell migration; positive regulation of gene expression; cell differentiation. Lineage: Eukaryota; Metazoa; Chordata; Mammalia; Primates; Tarsiidae. The record is from RefSeq and is a predicted model, not a curated record. The transcript has 4 exons. Gene Ontology annotation, molecular function: growth factor activity; fibroblast growth factor receptor binding. Gene Ontology annotation, cellular component: cytoplasm.